Molecule: messenger RNA, 1644 nt
Organism: Penicillium psychrosexuale
Lineage: Eukaryota; Fungi; Ascomycota; Eurotiomycetes; Eurotiales; Aspergillaceae
Product: cytochrome P450
Exons: 5
Coding region: 1-1644 (547 amino acids)
Molecular function (GO): oxidoreductase activity, acting on paired donors, with incorporation or reduction of molecular oxygen; iron ion binding; heme binding
Source: RefSeq, a predicted model, not a curated record
AUGGCCGGCCUACCCUUCUGGCCCCUCAUUGGGGUGUUGGUUGUAGUGCUCUAUCUCCUUCGACGACCACCACCUUCCAGUUUGAGACAUAUCCCAACGGUCAAGUACAAUGCCUGUCUACCAGAUUUCAUCAAUCGACUCAUGUACUACCCCAAAGCUGCCUCGAUGAUCAGUGAAGGAUAUGAAAAGUACAAGGAUAGUCCAUUUCGCCUGCUCACUGGCGAUGGAGAAGUCAUCGUCCUGCCAGUGAAAUACCAGGAUGAACUGAGACAUCUUCCUCCUUCACGACUCAGUUCUCUACAUGCCCAAUAUGAAAACGCGUUGGGCCAGUACACCAACAUCAUCAUCGACACCCUUCUACCUUCUAUGACCGUGCGGAAAAAGUUGACGCCCAGUCUUGGCCGCGUCGUUCCCGGGAUCAUCGACGAGCUGCGAACAGCAUUCGAAACUGCUCUCCCAGGAUGCGAAGGUGGGACCAACCAUGCUGAUCAACACUCGGAUACUGACAGAGAGGUACUAAAAACAGACACCUGGAUUCAAAUCAACCCAAACGAGAUGUUCACCCGGCUAAUCGCCCUCGCGACAUCCCGCAUGAUGGCCGGCGACGCCCUCCGCGAAAACGAAGAAUGGCUCAACGUCGCAAGCAACUACGCCGUGAACGUGGGAAUCACCAUUCUCCUGCUCCGCCCUGUCCCCAAAUACCUCCGUCCCAUCGUAGCGCACUUCCUCCCCAGCGUCCGUAAGAUGAAGAAGCAGUUGCGCUUCGCGAAAGACCUCUUUAUUCCGAUGAUCCACGAGCGCAGACUGGCACAACAGGCUAAAGACCCCAAUUACACCAAGCCGGAUGACUUCUUGCAGUGGAUGAUGGAUCUGAGCGAGGAAAAGAAGGAGGACCUCAAACCGGAUACACUGGCGCAUCACAUGCUGCUCUUGGUGACACUAGCUGUUACUCACACCAGCACGAUGGCCUUGUGCCACUGUCUCUUCGAUUUGGUUACCAGACCCGAAUACAUUGAGCCACUGCGGGAAGAAAUCACACGGACUCUGCCUGAUGGCUGGUAUCGGGCGACUCAGGCUGCGCUUAAGGAGCAGUCCCGUCUGGACAGCUUCUUGCGCGAAUCUCAACGCUUCGCUCCGCCUGGUGAAUUGAACUUCCACCGCAUCGUCAAAGAACCAAUCACGCUCCAUGAUGGCCUCGUUCUUCCAGUAGAGACACACGUCUGUUUCGCUGCCGGUCCGAUUAGCAAAGACGCUGCCUUCGUCAAAGACCCAAUCACCUUCGACGGCUUUCGCUGGUGUCAUAACCCUCGGGAUCGCUUUGUCCUGACCCCUGAGCUCGCAAAACUCGACGCUAUGCUGAACGGUGCUGGUGAGAUGCAGGCUGAAAAGUCCGCAUCUUCCGCCUAUUUCGUUUCGAUCACUAACACCAACAUGCAUUUCGGCUUCGGGCUCCAGGCAUGUCCCGGUCGGUUCUUCGCAUCGAAUACUUUGAAGGCAAUCCUGAGUCGCCUCAUCCUUGACUAUGAAUUCAAAUUCGUUGAAGACCUGCAGGGGAAGAGACCCAGUAAUCUUGUGGUUGGGGAGCAUAUUCUUCCGAGUAUGACUACGGAGAUGCUGUUCCGGAAAAGACCUAUUGGGCUUUGA